AUGAAUUGUGGGCCAUCUUUUGUUACCGAGUGUAUUUUAACCAGAAGCUCGUCCAACGCUGCCAAGUUAUUGGAAGAGAAUCGACUCCAGGAUACGUUAUUGUUACUACCUACUGAUGGAGGGAUAGCAUCAAAACUAAAAAAAUCUAAGAAGAAACUCAGACUUCUGACAGAAUCACAAUCGAAACCAGCAGUAGACCGCGGAUACACGGCAAUCAAUAAAAAUUCCAAAACUGCAUUAAAAGAGUACAUUAACAAAAGUCGACUUGCUGCUCGACAAGCGCGUCGAAUUGCUAGCGAGCAAGCUCUAAAUACCAGAAACGCGCUAUUUGAACACUUGGAAAAAAAGCAUUCCGAGAUUUUUAAGUCAAUUCCCAGGUACGAUCGGUUCGUAGCCAUGCAUGAGGAACUUUGGGUGAAUUACGUGCGGGAGAUCUUGAACAUACCGGCCCAAGUACCGAAUGCUUCGAAAUUGAACAUCAAUGGUUCCAACGCACUUGUGAAAUUGUCCAUGGCUGAUUACAACGGGUGUCUCAUCACUGUAACCAAGAGUCGCAACGCAAACUUGCGAGGAAUAAGCGGGAUAGUGAUCUGGGAUUCCCAGAAAGACUUCAUAAUCAUAUGCAAAGGCGCGCUUAUUGACGAAAUCAAGUGCAUACCGAAAAAGGGUACGGUGUUCAGCUUUGAGGUUCCCGUGAACGACGAGGAAGCUCUUCAAUACACUAUUUUGGGCGACAGAUUCAAGUACAGAAGUAGUGACCGCGCCGGCCGUAAGUUCAAAAGUCGCCGUUGCGACGACAUGCUUUAUUACAUAGAAAAGUAA
Molecule: messenger RNA, 822 nt
Organism: Lachancea lanzarotensis
Lineage: Eukaryota; Fungi; Ascomycota; Saccharomycetes; Saccharomycetales; Saccharomycetaceae
Gene: POP4
Product: LALA0S13e01398g1_1
Exons: 1
Coding region: 1-822 (273 amino acids)
Biological process (GO): rRNA processing; tRNA 5'-leader removal
Cellular component (GO): ribonuclease MRP complex; ribonuclease P complex
Molecular function (GO): ribonuclease P RNA binding
Source: RefSeq, a predicted model, not a curated record